UCUUUACCGAAAUAAUUGCACCGAAUGGCCAUAUUCAUGUGAUUUAAUCAUAAAAGGAGCAAUCAGCAAGGAGAACUGCUGUUUUCUUCGUUUCAAGUGCCGGUUAUAAAGAAAACCUUUUUUACAUUGUGCCAAAAGGAUGAGUGAAGUUACCGUUUUGCAGGAUGGUUAUUCGUACCAAAACAGCAGUAGUGAAACGAUUGCAAAUUGCACGUGUUCCUUAAUAACAGGAGUUCAUAACAUAAUUGUCGAUACAAUGACACCAUGGGAUUCAGAAAAAAUUCUUCAGUCAUUAGAGAAGCACAAAUUAACUUGCGAUAAAAUAAAUUAUGUCAUUUCAACUCAUGGACAUUCUGAUCAUACUGGUAAUAACAAUCUCUUUCUUAAGGCAACCCACAUAGUGGGAUGGAACAUUUCUUUUAAAGACAAAUAUUAUAUUCACCCAUUUGAGAAAGGGAAUGAAUACAUUAUAAAUGAAUUUGUGAAAGUUGUUCCUACUCCUGGUCAUACCAUGUCUGAUGUUACAGUCCUAGUAAAGUCUAAGGAUGAGAUUGUAGCUAUAGUUGGUGAUUUAUUUGAAAAACAAGAAGAUAUUUUGAACCAGAAUAUUUGGAUGAGUGUUGGUUCUGAAGAUCCUAUACAACAGGCUAAAAAUAGAGCCAAGAUUGCUGAUGUAGCAGAUUGGAUUAUUCCAGGUCAUGGGCCAAUGUUUAAAGUGACAAAUGAAAUAAGGAUAGAAUUAAAAGAUCAAAUUCUUUAGAUGAGUACAAUAUCUCUUAAUACUUUGAUCUCUAUUAGUGGCUUGGAAUUAUUUAUUUCCGACAUAUAAAAAAAUAAAACUUAGUAUUCUCAAUAUUGCUAAAGGAAUUUUACGCUGUACAGGGAAAUGUUAAGGAUGGGUAUGUUUUAAUAGUAUAAAUUACAAAGAGAAGUAAUUUCUGAAUAAAAUUUUAUUAAAUAUUACAAAUUUUUUCCUAGAAAUUUUGGUGACCAAGAAUUGUCUCAUACAUGACAAUCAAGUCUAUGGACAAGAGAAAAGCUAUAUUACAUUGUAAAAAAAGUGAUAGGUUUAUGGUAAAUUAAUGAAAACUACUUAUAGAUAUACAUAUAUGAGAAUUAUGUUUUUCAAGAUUUAAGACAAUUACAUUUAUAAACAAUGUACUAGUAGUAAUGUUGUAAAAUAAAACUAUUUGUACAUCCAAUCUAAUGAAAUAUGUAAAGAUAGUGCAAAUGUCUGUUACUACUGUUCUAUAAUAUAGAAACAACUUCAAUUCAAAAUAACUCAAAUUGGAGUACAUUUAAACAGCGACUUUAUAAACUAAAUAUCACAUGAAUCAAAAAUAAAUACAGCAGUGCUGAAUAUACAACCUUUUUGUCAUUUGGAAACCCAUUGCAUU
Messenger RNA from Pieris rapae (cabbage white), 1397 nucleotides. RefSeq names its product metallo-beta-lactamase domain-containing protein 1. NCBI's taxonomy places the organism in Eukaryota, Metazoa, Arthropoda, Insecta, Lepidoptera, Pieridae. The record is from RefSeq and is a predicted model, not a curated record. The transcript is spliced from 5 exons. Bases 140 to 760 code for a protein of 206 amino acids.